UUCAUGAAAUAUACACGUGUUCUAUGACUGAACGUUUGAAAAGUCAUGGUAGGACAAUUGAGGUCAGGGAGUUUUUCUGACGAAAUGCUGGUUCUGCCUUUUAGAUUUUAGCUAGUUAUGUUUUAUAUCUAGCAUUAACACACAAUGUUGUCGAAAUUGAGCGUUUUUGUGAAGAGAUCGUUCAGCAAGCACCUGUUGUUGACAAAUAUAGCCACAUACAGUUCCCUGCUUGCUCUCGGCGACUGUUUUGUACAACACAUCGAACAUCAUGCUGAGGGUGGCGAGAAGCAACCUUAUAACUAUCACAGAACGGGUCGUGUGUUUAUCCUGGGGGUGGCGAUGGCUCCUCUGAAUCAUGUGUGGUACAAGGUGUUGGACAGGGUGAUCACAGGAACAGGAGGGAAGGUGGCUGCCAAGAAAAUUCUCGCGGAACAAUUCUCUGCUGCCCCAUUCUUCCUCACAGCUUAUAUUACAGGUAUCGGUGCCCUGGAGAGAAAAAGUGGUCAUGAAAUUUAUCAAGAACUGAGCGACAAGUUUCUGUUUAUUUAUCUGGUUGACUGGUUUGUGUGGCCGCCAGCGCAGUUCAUCAACUUCUACUUCCUGCCAACUCAAUACCGCGUUGCAUACGUUUCCGUACUGACGCUAUGCUGGAACUGCUUUCUGUCCUAUGUUAAACACAAGAACCCAGAACCAGCUCUUCCUGCUAUAGAGAAGUCCUCCAAGAAACGUGACUGAAGUUGAGAGAAGGAUGUAGACAGGGCCACUAUGUUGCAGUGUUUCCAUCUCAUGAAUAUAUACUCAUAACGCUCUUUGGCCUUCCCAGAGUAUAGACUCAUAAUGCUCUUUGACCUUCCCAGAGUCACAGAUAAUCGACCAAUCAGAUUCAAGGCACAAGUAACUGUUUGCUCAAUCAGAAUUUGCUGACUGGAUUGCAGUGUGGCCUCCACAUGUGGAAACCUUUUAAUAGAAUUUUAUAUCUAUUCAGUAAAUCUUUAUGAUUCAUUAUUGUUGGAUGUUUCUUUUGUAAUGCCUUUUGUGUUUGGCAUGCUGAUGCUAACACAAUGAUAAUGAUAGUAAUAAUAAUAUACAUAAUCAAAACGCAGACCACUUCAGAAUGCCCAGUCCUUUCAGUUGUAUGGACAUGAUUCCUCCAUUUAAAGACAUCAGUAACAGAGAAGAGUAAUAUUCAGGUGUAUGAUAAAACUGGAAUAAAUAUAGCCUCAUACCUUACUAAGGUAUGUGGGUUAACAAGGUAUACACAAAGGCCAUUUUGGAUUGAGAAAUGUGUUUUUAAUUAAUGUGAUAUUCAGUCUUUUUUUAUGUUUGUUAUUUGCAGUGUGUAUGUGUUUAUUUGAGUUAUGUAUACCAUGCCCAGUAUUUUUACCCCAGUGAACAUGUGAAUGCUCUUCAUAAACAUAUAUUUUAAAGUUCAAUGAAUGUUGGCAUAAUGUCUCAGUGAAAGAGUACCUACAUACUAUCAUUGUUUGUUGGAAUGUGUCCGAAGAAAGUGGUUGUGUUUGGUGAAUAACAUUGUUAUGUUAUUAUUGAUUUAUUAGUUGUCCAAAAGCAAUAAACAGAAUAAUGAACUGUCA
Haliotis rufescens (red abalone) is the source of this 1592-nucleotide messenger RNA. RefSeq names its product mpv17-like protein 2. Gene Ontology annotation, cellular component: membrane; cytoplasm. The transcript is spliced from 5 exons. Gene Ontology annotation, biological process: mitochondrial ribosome assembly. The record is from RefSeq and is a predicted model, not a curated record. The coding region runs from base 145 to 735 and encodes 196 amino acids. NCBI's taxonomy places the organism in Eukaryota, Metazoa, Mollusca, Gastropoda, Lepetellida, Haliotidae.